Molecule: messenger RNA, 4373 nt
Organism: Sphaerodactylus townsendi
Lineage: Eukaryota; Metazoa; Chordata; Lepidosauria; Squamata; Sphaerodactylidae
Gene: GRIPAP1
Product: GRIP1 associated protein 1
Exons: 29
Coding region: 334-3465 (1043 amino acids)
Biological process (GO): neurotransmitter receptor transport, endosome to postsynaptic membrane; regulation of modification of synaptic structure; regulation of recycling endosome localization within postsynapse
Cellular component (GO): glutamatergic synapse; extrinsic component of postsynaptic early endosome membrane; postsynaptic recycling endosome
Source: RefSeq, a predicted model, not a curated record
GCUCCCUGUCGUCUCUGUGUCCCCUCACUUCCGGCCUCCGGGCAUCUCUUCUCUGCUGCCGUGAUUUUCCCUUUUUUCCACUGCACUUUCUUUUCUUUUCUUCCUGGGGGGAGGCGGCGGAGGGAGGAGCCCCUCCUUCCUCUCCCCGCCUCGUCUCUAUGCUCUCCUCUUAAGGCCUCCCCGCCUCCGGGACUGAGUGGGGGCGGGAGAGGUCUCAGCCCCAUUUCUCCGGCGUGUUCGUUGCCCUCCCGCUCCCAACCCUUUUCUCUCGUGAGUCGAAGGCCGCAAGAUUCGCACCCACGGCUGGGGGGGGGGGAUUGAGGGGAAGAGAAGAUGGCGCAGGCCUUGUCUGGAGAGGAGUUCGAGCGCAUGCAGGCACAACUGCUGGAACUCCGGACCCAGAAUUACCAGCUCUCCGAUGAACUGCGCAAGAAUACGGCGGAGCUCAACGGCCUCCGGCAGCGGGUGGUCAUCCUGGACAAGGAGUUUUCCAAGGCUCAGAAGGCUCUCAGUAAGAGCAAAAAAGCUCAGGAGGUGGACGCCUUGCUGAGUGAAAAUGAAAUGCUGCAGGGGAAACUGCACAGCCAGGAAGACGACUUCAGGCUGCAGAACAGCACUCUGAUGCAGGAGCUCUCCAAGCUGUGCUCCCAGAUUGAACAGUUGGAGAAGGAGAAUAAGAGCCUCCGGGAAGGGGAAGCGGCAGCCACUGAUGGAGGAGCUCCGGCCAGCACUGUGGACGGGGAGCUGCUGAGGCUGCAGGCGGAGAAUUCUGCUCUGCAGAAGAACAUGGCAGCUUUACAGGAACGCUACGAGAAGGAGGUGGCUCGGCAGGCAGACAGCCGAGGGAGCGGGAAGGGGGACGCCUCUGCGGAAGCUUCUCCCGGUGGACAGGAGGGUUCAGAGCCACAGACGUCUGGCGGCUGCAGCAGCAGCAGUGGCGCCGCCCAGCAGCUACUGUCGGAGGUGGAGCUAAAGUGGCAGACGGAGCGGGAGGAGAAGAGGCUGCUGAGAGAGCAGCUGCAGAACCUGGAGGUUUCCAAAUCGACAGAGGUGUCCCGGUUGCAGCAAGAACUCAGCAAGUUUGCUGAGAAGCUAAAGAAGAAGCAGGAGAGCUUUCUACGACUGCAGACGGAAAAGGAAGCUCUCUACAACGACAGCAGGACCAAAAUCGAGGAGAUCCAGCAGCGGAAGGAGGAGGAGGUCAAAUCCCUGCAGGCUCGGAACCAGAAGCUGCAGCAAGAAGUCCAGACGGCGAGCCAGGGCUGCUCAGAGUUAAAGGACCAACUGCAGAGCUGUCGAGAAAAGCAUGAAGUGGCCCUGCGCGCUCUACAGGACCAGGUUGCUUGCCAAAGUGCAGAGAGCCAGGAACAAGUGGAGACUAUUCUGUCUGAAAAUGAUGCCUUGAGAACCAGUCUGGCAGCAUUAGAACAGAUCCAGACCUCCAAGACCCAAGAGAUGAACCUGCUGCGGGAUCAGGCAGCCGCCCUGGGGGCGGAAGUGCAGCAGCAGCAGAGCGAGAAGGAGGCCCUGGCUGCCCAGCGGGGUGACCUCAACACGCAGCUGCAGGAGUCACUUCGGGCCAACACUCGUCUCCUGGAGCAGCUGCAAGAGCUCGGGCAGGAGAAGGAACUCUUGUUGCAAGACCUCGACGAAGCCAGAAAGACAGCGGAGAAGCGCAAGGCCAUGCUCGACGAGAUGGCCAUCGAGACCCAGCAGGAGAAGGGGCGCCACAAGGAGGAGCUGGGCAACUUCCGGCUGCAGCACGAGAAGGAGGUGCUGGCCGUGCGGGCCCGCUACGAGCGGGAGCUGCGGGAGCUGCAUGAGCACAAGAAGCGUCAGGAGGACGAGCUGCGCGGCCAACUGAAGGAAGAGAAGGCUCGCAGCCAGGAGUUGGAGACCAUGCGGCAGACGGCGGAAGAGCUGCGCCUCCAGAUCCAGUCCAUGGAUGGCACCAAAGGCUGGUUUGAGCGACGGCUGAAGGAGGCAGAGGAGCUGAUAGAAAAUCACCAGCAAGAACACGAGGAGGCCCUGCGCGUUCUGAAGGAGCAGCAUUUGGCAGACCUGCAGCUAAAGGACCAAGAGGUGGAAGCAACCAAAGAGAGUUUGCGCGAAACCGAAAGAGUCAGAGACGGACACGUAGAGGCAGUCAACCGGCUGAAGCAGGAGGUGAAGGACACAGCUGACGGGCAGCGGAUCCUGGAGAAGAAAGGAAGCGCUGCGUUGAAGGACCUAAAGCGGCAGCUCCACCUGGAGCGGAAGCGAGCGGACAAACUCCAGGAGAGGCUCCAGGAAAUCUUGACCAACAGCAAGAGCAGGACAGGGAUGGAGGAUCUUGUCCUGGCGGAUAUCAGCUCACCAAGCCGGGCGCAGACGGGCGACAGCAGCAGCAUCUCCUCCUUCAGCUAUCGUGAGAUCAUGAAAGAAGGCUCCGGGGCUGGCAGUAACAAGGCUGGAAGCGCGGACGGCCGUCAACUCUUUGCUCCGGGGGCGGGAAAGCUUCAGGCUCAGCAAAUCUCUCGGCAAGUUAACCAGCACGAGAAGCCGGGACACGGGCCGCGAGGGACCCCGGCUGCCCCAGCGCCGCCGAGUGCAUCCCUGCAGCCGUGCGUCGGCCGCCCUUCUUUGGCCAGCGUGGACCAUGCUAGGGGUCUACGGCUCAGACCCCCCGUGGGGCACCGCCUAGUGAAGGGGCUAAUCUGGGGCAGGGGCAGCCCGAAUGAGCCUGGCCUUAUGAUUUGGAUGAUGGAGCAAAGGCGGCUCAAGCAAAGGUCCCUUCUGGCCCAAUCCCGGGAGCACAAGCAGGCCGAGUGGGCUGAGGCCCUGAAUGACGGCAGAGAGCGGACUGCCCGGCUCCAGCGGGAAGGGGUGAGCUUGACGCCCCCAGCACUGGAGAAUUCUCAAGAGGCAAACAGAGACACUUCCACCCCCACCCGUCUUCGGAUUGAAUUGGUGCUGGAACUGAUGAACCUUUGUCCAAGAAAGCUCCUCACGGCCACCUCCUGCGCCUCCCCCAUCCACACAGAUUCAUUCGCUGGUUUUGGUCCCCUGCUUGUCUGCCCCUCUAAAUGGGGGCUGCAGCUGCUGUUAGACGGGACCCGCCUGGCGUGCCCGGCAGUUUGCUCUCUGUUUGCUCUCCGAGUUCGGUUUCACCCCCGUCCCCCAGCAGAGCUGCUGGCUUGCUCCUCCUGGCAGACAGCAUUCCUACGGGGAAAGACCCCAAAUUUACAUCAGCCCCCUGAAGAGAUGAGAUCCAUCGCCGGCUUUGGGAAAGGACAGUGGCAGGAGGCAGCCCGAGGAGCUAGCUUGAGGAUGAACAAGAAGCUGCAGAACAUGCUGGAGGAGCAGCUGACGAAGAACAUGCACUUGCAGAAGGACCUGGAAGUUCUCUCCCAGGAGAUUGUCCGCCUCAGCAAAGAGUGCGUCCCGUCCCCCGAUGCCGAGCCCGACUUGGACAACGACAUCUGAGCUCAGUUCCGUCCGCCGGGCCGGCCCCUUCGCUUUACCCCCAGCGUGGCGUGUGGGGCGAAACCAGGUCCUUCCGCAUCCUUCUCGGCUUGAUCUCUCCCAUCCUUUUUCUGUUUUGGGUUGGGACAGCGUUCAUCCCCCUGUCCCCUUCUCUCAGCCCGGCAAACACUCCCCCCCAAACUACCUCCCUGCCUUUCCCCCACCCUCUCUCCAAUUUAUUUCACCUGCAUAGCCUGGUUCUGUUCUCAGUAUUUUGCCUGGAGAGCUGUGAACUGCUGAGCCUGCUCUGAAACGAGCUGUAGCACUCCUUGUGGUCUGGAGGUCAAACCGCGGCCUGGUUCUGAAAAGGGUUGCAUUCACAGGUGGAAACGUUGGAUGCUUUGGUUUGGCAUAACAGGAGCUGUGAGGUUGGCGGAGAACACCAUGGCAUAACAUUGUCCUGGAAACGAAGGAUUAAUGGAUAACUUAACCGUCCUGCUUCCUCUGCCUCCACCCAGCCAAGAACAUGAUCUCACAGUAUCUUCCCUGCAAUUCACUCGGAUUCUGCCUUCUCCUGCUUUUAUUUUUCCCCCGGGCCCUUCAUUUUGCAUGCUUGGUCAGUCCCAGACCUCCUUGUCCCAGCUCUGUCCAGCUAUUGCUGCUGUGAAUUUAAAAACAAAAGAGAGAGAGUAAAAUAUUAUAGAGAAAUAUAUAUGUACAUAUUAUAUAGAUAUAUAUAUAUAUUUGUGCUGACUCCUUCCUGUGGGAUGAGGCAGAACCCGAACAGAGCGUUUCUUCCGGCUGCCCUUCUCCAGUCGGGGGAGGGGAGCACGAGUGGUUUGUUUAAUGGAUCAUGACUUAACCCAAAAGGCUGUAAUUGUUGAGCAACUGAUAAUAUGCAAACAAUUUUGGUUUUUGACCAUCUCAAA